UAUGCAAAGUAAUUGUUUUAUGACCAUGUAAAUGAAGUUCCCUGUUAAAACCUACAUUCUUACUAUCCGAGAUUCUGAGUUACGGAGUAGUAGGAGUGUAGGACUGUAAGAGUCUUAGAAAGAAGAAGUUGAGAAAGAAAGAAAAUUUGAGAAAAUAUUGGAAGCACUGAACUCUUUCAUUAGACUCCCAAAACACAAAAAGGAAAAAAUGAGAAAGAACCCUAGAAAACCGAAAACCCAGAAAAUAGUGGAGGAGAAAGUGACCAGUGAUUCUGAAACUAGCGAAAAUUCGAAUUCAGAUGACCCGAAAAUCCCAGAAAACAAAGCGACAGAGUAUGAGAAACAAAGAGAAUUGAGAAUUGCUCAAAAUAAGGCCAGAAUUGAGGAUUUGGGUUUGCGUAAUAUUGCGAAUUCUUUGAUGAAUUUAUCCCAAAAGGGAGGAAAGAGAAAAUCAAACCUAAAUUCCAAAAGGGUUUCCAAAAAUGGCAAAGAUGAUGAUGAAUAUCAGCCUAUUGAUGAAGAAGACCCAAAAGAUGAUAGUAGUGAUUCUAGUUUGGAUAGCUUCAGUGAAGAAUUUGAGGAGCAAGAAAAGAAGAAAAAGAAGAAGCAGAAGAAGAAGGUAAGCAAUAGAAAGUCGAGGUCUCGUAAGCAAAAAUCUUCGCAGAAGCAGUUAGACACCACAGAUCUUAUGGAUGAAGAUGAAGUUUUAAAGCAGGCUAUAGCUCUUUCUCUAAAAGAUGUUGGAGAAACCUCAGACAUGCAGCAUGCUGGAUUAUCUCUAAGCCCAAGCAAUCAAGCAGUUAACGCUAAUGAAAAGAGCUAUGAUAACUCCCGGGAAGAUAAUUCGAGGAGGAAAAAAAGACCAUUCAAGAAUCGUGUGCAAAUGACUGAGGAUGACCUGGUUAUAAACUUCUGCCAAUUCGAUGAGACUGGGAAGGGGAGCAUAACGUUAAGAGACUUGCAACGGAUGGCUGCUUCUCAUGAUUUUACCUGGACCGAUAAGGAGUUAGUUGAUAUGAUUCGCUGUUUUGACAGUGAUAAAGAUGGAAAGCUAACUUUGGAUGACUUUCGGAACAUUAUUCUGCAGUGCAACAUGUUACACGUGCCAGAAAAUCCUUGAAAGGGUUUGAAGGAUUAUUUCGAGCCUCCUGACAGCAAUGAUCAGUAUUGAUUGAAUGCACUGAAGAUGCUUUGGUAGCAAACAAUGGAGUAAUAGCUAAGAAAGAUGAUACAGUACAUGCUUUAAUUCUUUGGUAGCAAAUGAUGUACUGGCAAAGAAAUGCACAACUUGAUGACAGAGUUAAUCCUUGUUUAAUUACCAUUUACUUUACAACUAGAUGUAUGAUAAUAAGACACAAAUGCAAAACCUAUUGAAAGAUCA
Molecule: messenger RNA, 1381 nt
Organism: Chenopodium quinoa (quinoa)
Lineage: Eukaryota; Viridiplantae; Streptophyta; Magnoliopsida; Caryophyllales; Amaranthaceae
Exons: 7
Coding region: 209-1120 (303 amino acids)
Molecular function (GO): calcium ion binding
Source: RefSeq, a predicted model, not a curated record